ACAGCACCAUGGGUAGCUCCCCCGAGGUGCUCUCCUGGACCUCCUGCCCUGGCCUGCUGGUGGGCAAGCUGAAGGAGGAGCUCAAACUGACCGUGGUCGGGGAUGCCAUGAAGAAGAGCCCCAGCAGUGCAGGCCCCACGCCGCCCCAGCCUCCGCCCUCCCCUCCGCCUCCUCCUGUCAUCACAGACCUGGCCCCGCCCACACACCUGUUGGUGCCCCUCCAGAUGUUGGCGCCCCCGGGGGCGGAGGAGGAGGCUGGGCUUGGGGGCCCAAGCCCCCCCAUCACGGCCCUUAGCGAGGACUCGACACGGGAGGGCCACUUUGAUAACAGCGUGCUGCAGCUGCAGGAGCACGACCAUGACCAGGAGGAUGCUCAGUCCCCCCACUCCUGCGGCCAGGGAGGGUGUGUCAGCGGCGGGGAGGAGGGGACCGGGGAGGGGGGAUACCCCAUGGACCAUAGCGGAGGGGGCACACACAACCACCCCCACCCUGACGACAUCAAGCUGCACUUCCAGAGAGCUGGCUCUGGCGGAGGGGGGUUCCUGGAAGGCUUGUUCGGCUGUCUAAGGCCGGUCUGGAACAUAAUUGGGAAGACCUACUCCACAGAGUACAAGCUACAGCAGCAAGACAUGUGGGAAGUACCGUUUGAGGAGAUCUCGGAGCUGAAGUGGCUGGGCAGUGGGGCACAGGGGGCCGUCUUCUUGGGGAAGUACCACUCAGAGGAGCUGGCCAUCAAGAAGGUCCGCGAGCAGAAAGAGACCGACAUCAAACACCUCCGCAAGCUCAAGCACCCUAACAUCAUCGGCUUCAAGGGGGUGUGCACCCAGGCCCCAUGCUUCUGCAUCCUGAUGGAGUACUGUGCCCAGGGCCAGCUGUACGAGGUGCUGCGCGCCGGCCGCAAGGUCACCCCCUCCCUCCUGGUGGACUGGGCAUCUGGCAUCGCCAGCGGCAUGAACUACCUGCACCUCCACAAGAUCAUCCACAGGGACCUCAAGUCCCCCAACGUGUUGGUCACUCACAACGACACUGUGAAAAUCUCAGACUUUGGAACCUCCAAAGAGCUCAGUGACAAGAGCACCAAGAUGUCGUUUGCCGGUACGGUUGCCUGGAUGGCCCCCGAGGUGAUCCGGAACGAACCAGUGUCUGAAAAAGUGGACAUCUGGUCAUUUGGCGUGGUGCUUUGGGAGUUGCUGACAGGAGAGAUCCCGUACAAGGAUGUGGACUCGUCUGCCAUCAUCUGGGGCGUGGGCAGUAACAGCCUACACCUCCCUGUGCCUUCUACCUGUCCCGACGGCUUCAAGCUGCUCAUGAAGCAGACAUGGCAGGGUAAGCCCAGGAACAGGCCGUCCUUCAGGCAAAUCCUCCUCCACCUCGACAUUGCCUCUGCAGACAUACUGGGAGCCCCUCAGGAGACGUACUUCAAGUCCCAGGCGGAGUGGAGGGAGGAGGUGAAGAAGCACUUUGAGAAGAUAAAGAGUGAAGGGACCUGCAUCCACCGCCUGGAUGAGGAGCUUAUCCGACGCAGGAGGGAUGAACUCAGACAUGCGCUGGACAUCCGGGAACACUAUGAGCGGAAGCUGGAGAGAGCCAACAACCUGUACAUGGAGCUGAGCGCCAUCAUGCUGCAGCUGGAGGUCCGAGAGAAGGAACUCAUGAAAAGGGAGCAGGUGGUGGAGAAGAAGUACCCGGGGAACUACAAGCGCCACCUGGUCCGGCCCAUCGUCAGGCCGAACGCAGUGGAGAAGCUCAUCAAGAAGAAGAGCAGCUUGACUCACAAGGCCGGGACGGUGGCCGCUAAGAGGCCUGACCUGCUUCGUUCUGAUGGCAUCCCCAGCAUGGAGGUCCUCCCCUCCCCCUCCCCCCUCUCCGGCAGCCCCAAGGUCUCCACACCUCCAGGGAAGACCCGCUACCGCAGCAAGCCGCGGCACCGCCGUGCCAACAGCAAGGGCAGCCACAAUGACUUCCCCGGUGUGCUGAAGUCCAGUGCGGGGCCAUGCGAGGAGCAGCAGCCCCUCCAACUCCACCAGCACCACCACCCCCUGCCACUAGAGUGCCCUCUGCUGCCCCUCCAGGCCCGCCAGAACGCUGUGGCGACCUGUGCCAACAACCUGCGCUACUUCGGGCCAGCCGCCGCCCUCCGCAGCCCGCAGACCGACCACCUGCAACGCCGUGUCUCCGGGUCUGGCCCGGACCUCAUCCCCACGGACUCCUGCCAGCGGACUGCAUCCUCUAGUUCGGGUGCCAGCUCCGGACUGGUUCCGGGUUCCAGUGCCGGGACAGUGUGCCCUUGCUGCCAGGCGCACCCCUUUCCAGGCUGCCUGCAGUGCCAGAAGACCCCCCUGGCACCCAGCCACCCCCAACAGCCCCAGUACUCCCUGCUCAGCACCUAUGAGGCCGCGCCGCCCGCCACGCCCCGGGUCCCAGACCCAGGCGAGGCCCAGGAGAAGGCCCAACCUGAGAGGCAGGAGGCGCCUCGCCUCGUCCUGCCCUCUGGCUUGCCUCGCACACUCAGACCCCUCAGGAAGGGUGCUGACGAGUCAUCUGAAGAGGAGGAGGGGGAGGUGGACAGUGAGGUGGAGUUCCCAAGGAGACAGAGGCCCCACCGCUGCAUGAGCAGCUUCCAGUCCUACUCAACCUUCAGCUCGGAGAACCUGUCGGUGUCAGACGGCGAGGAGGGCAACACCAGCGACCACUCCCACAGCGGGCCGCUGGAGUGCCUGAGCGCCAGCCAGGAGGAGCACCUGGACGAGCUGCUGUCCCACACCCCUGACAUCCCCAUCGACAUCUCCACCCAGUCCGACGGCCUGUCCGACAAGGAGUGUGCCGUGCGCCGGGUCAAGACCCAGAUCUCCCUGGGGAAGCUCUGCUCAGAUGAGCACAGCUAUGAGAACCCCCUGCAGUUCGGGGACUCGGACUGUGACUCCUCAGAGGCAGAGUGUUCUGACGCCACCAUCAGGAACAACAAGCCCGGCGCCCCCCCCUCCUGGUGAACCAUGCCCCCACAUUGACCAGGUCUCACCCCCUCUGCCUGGAGACCCCGCCCCUCCACCCUGCAGGAACUAUGGCAAUAAAAGGACCCCACUGUAAAGACAACUCCCCGUCAUCUCCCAUAGCAACGCCCCUGCAAUAGCUCCCAGCCCUCCCUCUUCCCAGUAUCUAGGCAACCUAAGGCAGGGAUCCCAUUUGAAUGAUACUGUACAGUAACUAGUGUAACAUUCAUAAUUUAUUUUUGUCUGAGUUUGAGGGAAAAUCAGGAACUCUUAAGACUUUAAGAUGAACAAAAAAAUUACAACUCUAAAAACAACACACACCCACACACACCCACUGUGUUAGUGAGACUGAGGGUGAAGGAGUCCAGAACGAUGGAGGAACGAUACAGGACAGUAGGACCUGGUUGCUGGUCCUACGUAGGCAGAUGGCCUAACUGUGCCAUACUAGACACAGACUACCCCCCCCCCCCCCCCCCCCCCCCCCCCCUCUGGCCACCAACCAGCCCUGUUUUUCUCAGACUAGUAUGAUGUCCUGCCUGCUUUAUUGUAAGUUUACAGAACAAAACAACGCUCCUGGCAAACUCCCAAGACAGGGAUGAACAGGGGAAAAAAUACAGUGUGAACAACACCAGCAUGAAUACCCCCCCACCCCCUCACCUCUUCCUCGCUCUCCCCCUAACAAGUCUGCUCCAUGGAGCCCCCUGCUGUCUCAUAUCAGCAAGGCCCUAAAUGGCUCGCAACCAACUAAGGACCUAUGUGUGUGUGAGUCAAGAGGAUGAUGGGCAAGCACACAGACAGAUAUUCCAGAGAGCAGGCAGGAGCUGGAAGAGGUACGAACUCCAGCACCAUUCCGGCUGUUAAAGAAGGGAGGAAGGCCAGGAACGAGGUCACCUCUCCUUCCCCCGUCCCUAGUCCCCUAACCCUGCUCCCUCCUCUGUCAAGACAAGCCUUCUCUACUCACAUCAUCACCAGUCAGAGAUUGUACCGAGUAUCCAGUGUCAGUGUUUUAUGAACAUGCCCCACAGACUGUGCAGGCAUGCCAGCAUGUCUCCCCUCAAGGUGCCCUCAGAGAGAGCAGUGUUGACUGGCGAGGGUGUGUUUGCGUGUGUAUGUUUCGGGUAUGUAUUACAGAUAAGCCUUGUUCUUCAACACCUGUUCAGUAUCAUGGUGGGAGUGCUGGUUGGAGAGGUACUGUGUUAUGUAGUUAGUGUUAGGGUGCAGUAUCCCUUCUGGACCGUGUGACGCAGGUUGAUGUGUGAGGAGUGUGUGUUGGGUUUCUAGACUAGACGCGAGGUGAAACCAUAGCAAAGAUAAGUGAUAGCUACCUGGAUGCUGUGUUGUACUGAAUGAAACAGCAAUAAUGUAGGCUCUCUCAGGACCAGGUCUGUCCAGCAGGCUGGCCAGCAAUGCUGACAGGGUGCAAGGAAACGUUUGUGACAAACAAGUUUUAGAUACCUAUAUUUUUACAGCAGUUUCGUAGUUGUAAACAGCUACGUUUUGGUCAGGUAUUUGCCUUUGCUGGUGUGAUGCUCAGGUUUUUGUUUGAAGAUAGAGAAUAGGAGCAAAUGCAUUGUCCACUAGAGGUAGAUAGCUGGAAGGGAUUCAUUUUGCCUUGUGUUAUGUAAUGUAGUGCUGGCUUCAUUCCUUUUGAUAUUAAAAGGCCAGUUGUCGGAUAUCAACAUUUUCAUUCUAUACUAAGUUCCUCCCAGUGAUCCUUCUAGAACUUCUGUUUUAUCCACUUUAGAAAAGGGAUACUGCAUCUUGGGUAACUAUGAACACAUUAAAUAUUUAUCACAUGACCCUGUGUUCUAACAUUUGUUUGUUCAUAUGUGUGUGUUCUAGGAUAGCCAGUCAAGGUUGAAGUUCACGUGAUUUAAGUCGAGUAUCUUCUUAAAUCAAAUGUACUGCAGGGUUGUAAUUUUACAGGGAGGAAUGCAAGCCAGGGCUCAGGUCUGGGACCACAGAGGUAACCUCCCUGGUCUCUAAGAUCUCAAUGCCACCUUCUCUUCUGAAUAUAAACCAUUGUUUAACCUUGUAUGACCUGUCCAAUCCGGUGUCAUGUGACCAGGUCAGAGCUACCAACUGUCACAUAUCCAAUGACCAGGGGGGGGGGGG
Hypomesus transpacificus is the source of this 5105-nucleotide messenger RNA. RefSeq names its product mitogen-activated protein kinase kinase kinase 13 (gene map3k13). The transcript is spliced from 13 exons. Lineage: Eukaryota; Metazoa; Chordata; Actinopteri; Osmeriformes; Osmeridae. The coding region runs from base 9 to 2990 and encodes 993 amino acids. Gene Ontology annotation, molecular function: JUN kinase kinase kinase activity; ATP binding. Gene Ontology annotation, biological process: JNK cascade; protein autophosphorylation. The record is from RefSeq and is a predicted model, not a curated record.